Molecule: messenger RNA, 873 nt
Organism: Neltuma alba
Lineage: Eukaryota; Viridiplantae; Streptophyta; Magnoliopsida; Fabales; Fabaceae
Product: serine/threonine protein phosphatase 2A 55 kDa regulatory subunit B beta isoform-like
Exons: 4
Coding region: 412-852 (146 amino acids)
Cellular component (GO): protein phosphatase type 2A complex
Molecular function (GO): protein binding; protein phosphatase regulator activity
Source: RefSeq, a predicted model, not a curated record
GGGAAGUGUGUGUGUGUCUGUGUGUGGAAUUGUGAUUGUUUGUGUGUAGUGCCUCUCCAGCGCCAAGGAACGGCUUGCUCAGUCAUUAUAAUCUGGAAAUCCCAAUUUUCUCCUUUUAGAGAGAGAAAAUCUUGGAUAGAGGAUUGUUGUAGGAGGAGAAAGAGAGAGAAGUUUUGGUCUUUUGUGCGUUCCAAUGGUUCAACUGGAAAUCCAAAGAAGGCUGUGAAAAAAAGAGAAUUUUUUUUUUAAUUUUUUGAUUAUUGAUGAUAUAAAUUUUUGUUUGUUUGUUAUGGAUAUGGAUGGGACUUUGAAGCUAUGAUCUUGUAAGCAUAGAAAGCGAUCUUCGAUGCAGUGAUCAGAUUGGCUGAUUCCGUCGUGUUUUCGGGGGCCGUUGAUUCGUUUUCCCGGGAAAUGAACGGUGGCGAUGAGGUAGUCGCAGCUCCGGCGGGUCCAACGCAACCGCUGGAGUGGAAAUUCUCUCAGGUUUUCGGCGAACGUACGGCCGGCGAAGAAGUUCAGGAAGUGGACAUAAUUUCUGCUAUUGAAUUUGACAAGUCUGGCGACCAUCUAGCAACUGGUGAUCGUGGUGGUCGGGUUGUUCUCUUUGAGAGAACUGAUACAAAAGAUCACGGUGGAUCAAGACAGGAUUUGGAGAGGAUGGACUAUCCUCUAAGUAGGCAUCCUGAAUUUCGUUACAAAACAGAGUUUCAGAGUCAUGAACCUGAGUUUGACUAUCUUAAGAGCUUGGAAAUAGAAGAGAAGAUCAACAAAAUUAGAUGGUGCCAAUCCGCUAAUGGUGCCCUGUUUCUUCUAUCCACAAAUGACAAAACCAUAAAGUUUUGGAAGGUAUGAAUAAAUGCUUGCCUGUGGUUC